Molecule: messenger RNA, 2356 nt
Organism: Mercenaria mercenaria
Lineage: Eukaryota; Metazoa; Mollusca; Bivalvia; Venerida; Veneridae
Product: protein DEK-like
Exons: 4
Coding region: 1620-2147 (175 amino acids)
Biological process (GO): chromatin organization; regulation of double-strand break repair
Cellular component (GO): nucleus
Molecular function (GO): DNA binding; histone binding
Source: RefSeq, a predicted model, not a curated record
CCGGACAAGCCUGUAUCUGAUUUCUCUGUCGUGGGGGCUUUGCCUCACUCUGUCCCUCUGGUCAGAUCGCUCUUUGUCUGUACUAGUAGAGGAUGAAUUAUGUGCCCUGUGUGGCUGCAUUUGAACUAUGUAAAGCGCCUUUGAACGCGAAAUUGAUCAUGAAAAGGGCGCUAUAUAAAUCUGGUAUAAUAAUAAUAGGGAUGGGAACGAAUAUUCGGAUAUUCGAAAAUCGGCCGAAUAUUCGAAUACGAAAAUCAAAUUCCAAUAUUCGUAAGGUAGUGUAUAUUAAGUAUAGUUUAUUUGGGGCAAUAUAAGCAUGCUAGUUUUUCAGAAUAAAACGGUUUGUUCUGUCGUGUUUGUUUAUCAUAUAUCAAAAGAUGUCCAAUUAACGAGAAAAAUGCAAUGCAUAAUUGGCAGGGGCUACUGUUACGGAUUAAUAAUUUGCAACAGGUGUAAAUGUGAUGCAUGUCAAAAAUGGUCCAGUUAACAAGAAAAUUGCAAUGCAUAAUUGACAGGGGUCAUCGUUACAGAUUAACAGUUUGCACCAGGCGUAAAUGUGAUAUCUUUUAUCUUUUGUUCAUUUUUAUUGGCGCCUGUUUUAUGUAACAAAUUUUAGAUUUUUUUUCGAAAACAAUACCAACGUUAAGUUUGUCGGCUUUUUACAUGCCGAUUGAAAAUUUUCAAAAUGGCAGUGGUAAUACAACAGCGCGACACGUGCUUAAAUUGGACGACCUGCUAUUUCUAGAUAAAGUUGCGACGGUCUAAAUUUUAAUCGAUUUGAAUGUUUCUUCUAAAAGUCUGAAUUCGUUAAAUAUGCUCAUGAUUAUACUCACAGAAUCGUGAAAUAAAACACUAGGGUCGGGGAUCUAACUAGGUAGGGUCGGUUUACCUGAAACAAUCAUUUUUAGGCCUUAUUACGUACGAUGAUUCCAAACAUGCCGAAUAUUCGAAUAUGGCAAACCGAAUAUUCGAAUAUUGAUUUCAGUAUUCGUUCCCAUCCUUAAAUAAUAAUAAUAAACAUUUUGACUAAGUUUCAUGAAGAUAAGGUCAUAAACGUGGCCCCUAGAGUGUUAUCAAGCUUUUCCUUUGAUUUGACCAGAUGACCUAGUUUUUGACCCCACAUGACCCAGAUUCAAACAUGACCUACAGGUCAUCAAGACAAACACUCUGAGCAUUUCUCAUGAGUUUCAAACUUAAAUUGUGGUCUCUAGAGUGUUAACAAGAUUUUCUUUUGAUCUGGCCUAGUGACCUAAUUUUUGACCCCACAUGACCCAGAACUUGUCCUAGAGAAUAUCAAGACAAACAUUCUGACCAAAUUUCAUAAAGAUUGGAUCAAAAAUGUGGUCUCUAGAGUGUUAUCAAGGCAAAUGUUGACGCACGACUGACAACGUACGACGACGGAUGCCAGACAAUGACCGGUCACAAUAGCUCAGCUAAAAACGAUGACCGCGUUGGGAAUCGAACCUGGACCGCCGCGGCAAUAAACAAAGGAAACAAACAAAACAAUACAGGACGCGAAUAAGUACAGAUAGGUACAAGGUACUACGCUGAAUUAAGUUUUACUGCACCUUGCAACUUGCCCAGCACACGGACGGAUCUGCGGUAAACUAUACUGAACUAUGCUUAAGUACAAGCAGCCUCGGGUUACUACGUUCAGCUACAGCGAGACUAGUAAAGAAGAGGUGGAAGCAGAAUCUCGAGACACAAGCAUGGAGCACGAAGAUGCUGAGACUUCUAAAGAGAAGGCUGGUGAUAAAUCUGAAGAGGAGAGUGAGGAUAAGGAGGAAGAAGAGUCAGAUGAUGAACCACAAGUUGGCCUUUUAGAAAAGCCACUUAUAUUAGAGGAGGGUAAGAAAAGAGAGAGAAAAAAAGUAGAGAGAAUAUCAUUUCAGUCGGAAGAAAAGGCACAUGAAGGCUUGGAAAUCAAAGAAGGAAAGGGCAGGUCCCUAGGAGAUAUACCAUUUAUUGAAUUCAAAUUAGGAAGGACAAAAGCAGAAGACUGUAAGCCUCUACACCGCUUGCUUUACCGCAGACAGGGGUCUGUAUGUAUAUUUUUAAUUUUAUUAUGCCCCCCUUCGAAGAAGGAGGGGUAUAUUGUUUUGCAGAUGUCGGUCGGUCGGAAUGUAGACCAAUCCGUUUCCGGAUGAUAACUCAAGAACGCUUGGGCCUAGGAUCAUGAAAGUUAAUAGGAAGGUUGGUCAUCACCAGCAGAUGACCCCUAUUGAUUUUGAGGUCUGUAUGUCAAAGGUCAAGGUCACAGUGACCCUGAAUAGUAAAACGGUUUCCGGAUGAUAACUCAAGAACACUUGGGCCUAGGAUCAUGAAAGUUGAUAGUGAGGUUGGUAAUGACCAGCAG